Messenger RNA from Amphimedon queenslandica, 552 nucleotides. RefSeq names its product glutamic acid-rich protein-like. NCBI's taxonomy places the organism in Eukaryota, Metazoa, Porifera, Demospongiae, Haplosclerida, Niphatidae. The record is from RefSeq and is a predicted model, not a curated record. The coding region runs from base 19 to 396 and encodes 125 amino acids. The transcript has 4 exons.
CAGUGAUUUAGAGAGGCUAUGGAGUCACUUAUGGAAUAUGCUUUGGCGGCUUAUUCUCACCCGGAGGACCAGUUCCACAUAUUUGACAAAGAGGCGAUAGAAAGGAAAGACAAAGAAUACGAGAGAUGGUGUAAAUCCCUUCAUCACUCUCCCGCCAUUCCACUGGGUCUUAAACAAGAGGACUAUAUACUAAAGGGGUUGUCACUCCAAGAGGAAAUAGACGAGAGAGAAGAGGAGGAGGAAGAGGAGGAGGAGAGUGAGGAAGAAGAGGAGGAGGAGGAGGAGGAAGCACCAGAUCAGAUGAAUGAUUACUAUGAAGGUGACAGUGAUAUAAUGGAAGGAAAUAUGACACCUCCUCCUGAAGUACAGCCACUUCAUUUAGGGGACAUGACAUAAUGUAUGUGAACAGAAAGACCUGAAAACUUAAACACUGACCAACACACAACUCUAAACAAAGUCUGUGUUAGGAAUGAAUACAUGUAUUCACUUCAAUUUUGAAAUGCACCAUAUCAUAUCACUAAUGAUGUUGAUUAUUUCAUUAUUAUUCGGUAA